UUCAUUUACUGUACAGUGAACGGUAAUAUAAUCGACAAUUCUCAAUAAAAAUAUUAUGCUGCGAUACUGCUUUUAUUGAUAAAAAUAUCUCUGAAAAGAGAAAUAUUGAAUUAAUCAUGCAGGCACCUGUCGGGAACGGCCUGAAACAGAUAAAUUCCAGCGAGACGCUGCCGCUGCCAUGUCAAAAAGAAUUCUGCGUGGGAACUCGAAGAAGCCAGCUCGCCAUAGUGCAAACAAAUUAUGUGGUCAGUCGGCUUCGUGAAAUAAAUUCGCGAGUGGAUUUCUCCAUAAUUGGAAUGGACACUAUCGGAGAUGACAUCCAAGUCACGGCGCUGUCGAAGAUUGGUGAAAAAUCGUUGUUCACAAAAGAGCUAGAAGUAGCGCUGGACCAGAAGAAAGUCGAUUUUGUCGUGCAUUCCCUAAAAGAUUUACCCUCAACCUUACCGGAAGGACUAACCAUCGCAGCAGUUUUACUACGAGAAAAUCCCCAAGAUGCCGUAGUACUUCGCCAGGAUCACCAUGCGCGCUGUAAGACAAUACAGGAAGCCGGCAACACAUGGACACUGGCCAAUCUGCCGGAGGGCGCGGUUGUGGGAACGAGUUCGCUGCGUCGCGCGGCACAACUGAAACGGCAUUAUCCGCAUUUGCUCUUCAAAGAUGUGAGAGGUAAUCUUAACAGCCGAUUGAGGAAACUGGAUGAUGCCAACAGCCCCUACGAUGCUUUGAUUCUCGCUACAGCUGGACUGCUGCGUUUGGGUUGGCAAGAUCGAAUUAGCAUUAUUUUGCCGACUGCCGAUUGUUUGUACGCCGUGGGUCAGGGUGCGCUGGCCGUCGAAUGUCGCAGUGAUGAUGUGGAAACAUGCAACCUUCUGCGAGGGUUGGUCGACCCCGAUACAACGUUGUGCUGCGUUGCGGAAAGGGCACUGUUAAAGUAUUUGGAGGGCGGUUGCAGCGUACCGUGUGCGGUCAGUACAUGCAUUCAAGAACAUACUCUUUCGAUGAAAGCCGGAGUGUAUAGUCUGGAUGGAUCUCAAGCGGUAGAAGAUUGUAUUGAGGUGAAUUUACUUCCGGUGGAGCCGGUGGAGAACGAAUACCAGCUGGACAGCGAUUAUGUUAGUAUCCACCACCAACACCUAAACAGGACAAUGCUGGACGCUGCUGUGCAAGCCGGCAUAACGUUAGCCAAGAAAUUAGAAGCAAAUGGCGCCCUGAAUAUUCUAAACGAAGCACGACGCCAGACACGGGCCGCCAAUAUUAUUAAUCUUCCAACAUCGGGCAGUGCGAAAAAUGCCGUUUGAAAAUCUGGUGUACCUCAUGAUCAGUAACCCGACAACAGAGCUGUGAAAAUUAAUAAGGCCCGAAUUUUCCUCUACGAAACUUCUAUAUUCAAGUGCGAAUUAAGCAGAAUGCUGCUAGGACAGUGCUUUAUAUCCGUUGCUUCAGUUAAGUGCAUUAAUGUAUUUAACUGCAGUUGCAGGAAAUUAUUGUACGUAGCAAAGUCGUCGUUAAUACAGCCAAUGGAUUGAUAAAUCGAAGCGUACAAAUUAGGCGAAAAUUAUUAAAAUUAAAGGUAAAAAAAAAGAUUUGUGUUCGUCACUCGAGUGAGCUGAGCCGGUACGUGGCAAAACAUACAGACAUAAACAUCAAAAUUAAUUAACUAUAUUUACUGGCUUGAGCCGAUACGCCAAUAAUUCAGGCCCACAAAAAAGCCAAAUUAAAAUUUUGUCCAGCCCGCGCAAGUGGAGCCGUCGGCAAAAUGCCCA
Molecule: messenger RNA, 1763 nt
Organism: Paramacrobiotus metropolitanus
Lineage: Eukaryota; Metazoa; Tardigrada; Eutardigrada; Parachela; Macrobiotidae
Product: porphobilinogen deaminase-like
Exons: 10
Coding region: 117-1298 (393 amino acids)
Biological process (GO): heme biosynthetic process
Cellular component (GO): cytoplasm
Molecular function (GO): hydroxymethylbilane synthase activity
Source: RefSeq, a predicted model, not a curated record